Diospyros lotus (date-plum) is the source of this 1325-nucleotide messenger RNA. RefSeq names its product VQ motif-containing protein 20-like. Bases 294 to 998 code for a protein of 234 amino acids. NCBI's taxonomy places the organism in Eukaryota, Viridiplantae, Streptophyta, Magnoliopsida, Ericales, Ebenaceae. The transcript has a single exon. Gene Ontology annotation, cellular component: nucleus. The record is from RefSeq and is a predicted model, not a curated record.
CACAUACUCAUAACUGCUUCCCAGUUCCCGCAACUCCUCUCUGCUUCCACGGCGUCCAUUUGUCACCCAUCCCAACAACUCUUCUGCUCCACCCUCAUCUUCCUAUCUUCUCCAUCUCCACCACCCCUACUCAGCUACUCUCUCUCUCUCUCUCUCUCUCUCUAUAUAUAUAUAUAUAUGUCAUCGCUCCCACCCCAUUCAUUCUGGAUUCUAGCUAGCAAGCGAUCGAGCGAAGACGACACCCAGACAGCCACCGAGCAGACUCAUCCAUCGAUUGGGACUUAGUUCUGAAAAUGAGUCCAACUACGCAUUCUCACGAACACUUUUCGGGCAAGAAAGAGGGGGACACCAAAUGCGGUAAUAAUAAUAAAAAUAUUCUCAAGAUUAAUAAAGACUCGCAUUUGAUCAAGAAGUCCUCGUCGCCGUCUCCGUUGCCGCCGUCCUCCUCGUCCUCCUCCGCCCCAAGCUCCGCCAAGUCGCAGCCGCAGCAGCAGCAGCGCCACCACCCGGUCAUCAUCUACACGCAUUCUCCCAAGGUUAUUCACACUCAUCCUCGGGACUUCAUGGCCCUGGUCCAGAAGCUCACCGGCCUCUCCCGCUCCGACGACAACCCGCCCCGCCCCAAACCCGGACCCGACGCUUCUUCUUCCGAGGACAACACGAACAAGAAUCAGAAGGCGGCCGACGACAACGACUCCUCGUCGUCGGUGGUGACGGACGAGAACUGCGGCAGCACGGUGGUGGGGAACUUGGAGAUCAAUUCGUGUUUUCCGGCGGGGACUCAUCACCAUCCGCUGAUUUUCGAUGCGCCGAAUCCUUGUUUCAGCAACAUUCCGUUGUUCAGUACGAAUUCCUCCGAUUUCUUGUGCCCGGCGACAGCCCAGCCGUUUUACAACAAUUACGCAGAGUCCUUGCUAUUGAUGCCUAGCAUGCGAACCUCCAUCUCCCCUGCUUCUUCAUCCGCCUUGGAAGCCAUGAACGAGUUUCGUGAGUUCUGAAAAUUCUUUCAGUUUUGGGUUUCAAACUAAUUUAAUAAACAUAACUUCACUUUCUUCUUGUUUCCUUCUCCAAAGCACAACACAGCCCGUCCAGCACAAGAACUUGGCAAUAUAUUAACCACCAGUUACCAGCAACACCAACAUCCGUGGGUUAUGAUGUUCGACUCUCGCCUUGCGCAGGAGGUGCGGUGAAGCUUUACCCUUCCGAUUUAUAUCUUUUGACACAUGAAUAUCGAAAAGUGUACAAGAAUAAUCAUCUCAAUAACUAUUAGUUGCAUAAAUGUUAAAGUUUAUCAGUUAUGUCAACUAUAAUAAUUUUAUCUUGUA